UUUUUCCCCCUUCUCCCCUUGCUGGUGUCACACCGGACUUUUUCGGGUGUUCUUGAGUUCUCUGGUACCCUCUCCCAAUCCCCAAUUUCCUUCCCUCCUUCUCGGAAGAGAGGCCUGCUUUCCCUAUUCCCACCAUGGGCAGAACACGUGUAGUCUCCUUCCUAGAGGCUCUGAAUGCUUGGAGGCAGGGAUGAAACCCCAAAGCGAAACGUCGGCACGCUCACACAACCAGUAAACUCUCCCAGGGUCAAAACACCGGAAGCGUUUCCAAUCUCGGCCGCGGCCCCUUCUGCAGCCAAGGCGGGAUGAGCAGGUCCCCUAUCUACUCGGGAGUCAGGAUCUCUGGCUGCUGGGCCCUUGGAGCGGAAGGCAGCAACAGCAGUGCUGAAUCCUUAGACAGGCUGCUGCCUCCGGUGGGCACCACGAGGUCGCCGCGGAAACGGACCACCAGCCAGUGCAAAUCUGAGCCUCCCCUGCUGCGGACGAGUAAAAGGACGAUCUACACCGCCGGCCGGCCGCCCUGGUACAACGAGCAUGGCGCUCAGUCCAAAGAGGCGUUUGCCAUUGGGCUUGGAGGAGGCAGUGCCUCUGGAAAGACCACCGUGGCCAGGAUGAUCAUUGAGGCCUUGGACGUGCCGUGGGUGGUUCUCCUUUCCAUGGACUCCUUCUACAAGGUGCUGACGAAGGAGCAGCAGCAGCAGGCAGCCAGCAAUGAUUACAACUUCGACCACCCCGACGCUUUCGAUUUUGACCUGAUCAUCUCCACGCUGAAGAAACUCAAGCAAGGCAAAAGCGUCAAGAUCCCCAUUUACGACUUCACCACCCACAGUCGCAAGAAAGAAUGGAAAACCCUUUAUGGUGCCAAUGUGAUUAUAUUCGAAGGCAUCAUGGCGUUUGCCGAUAAGGAGCUGUUGAAGCUUCUAGACAUGAAGAUAUUUGUCGACACAGACUCAGACAUCCGUCUGGUUCGGCGGCUUCGGCGGGACAUCAGCGAGCGCGGCAGGGACAUCGAUGGAGUCAUCAAGCAAUACAACAAGUUUGUCAAGCCGGCCUUCGACCAGUACAUACAGCCCACCAUGCGUGUGGCUGACAUUGUCGUCCCCCGAGGCAGCGGGAACACCGUAGCCAUCGACUUGAUCGUCCAGCACGUCCACAGCCAGCUGGAAGAGAGGAAACUGCGCUGGGAUAUGGCAGCGCUGGCCUCUGCUCACCAAUGCCACCCCCUCCCCAAGACCCUCAGUGUGCUGAAGAACACCCCACAAGUCAGGGGCAUGCACACAAUCAUCCGGGACAAAGAGACAAGCCGGGACGAGUUUAUCUUCUACUCGAAGCGGCUGAUGCGUCUACUGAUUGAGCACGCCCUGUCUUUUCUGCCUUUCCAGAGCUGCACAGUUCAGACCCCCCAAGGCCAAGAUUAUGAAGGUCAAGCAUACAGCGGGAAGCAAAUCACUGGCGUGUCCAUUUUGAGGGCUGGGGAGACCAUGGAGCCUGCGCUGCGGGCCGUCUGCAAGGACGUCCGAAUCGGCACCAUCCUCAUCCAGACCAACCGCUAUACGGGCGAGCCAGAGCUGCACUACCUGAGGCUUCCGAAGGACAUCAGCGAAGAUCACGUGAUCCUGAUGGACUGUACCGUCUCUACAGGAGCGGCAGCCAUGAUGGCUGUGAGGGUGUUGCUGGACCACGAUGUCCCUGAGGAUAAAAUCUUCCUUCUGUCCCUCUUGAUGGCUGAAAUGGGCGUCCACUCUGUGGCUUAUGCCUUCCCUCAGGUAAAGAUCAUUACGACCGCCGUGGACAAGAAAGUGAACGACCUCUUCCGCAUCAUCCCGGGCAUUGGAAAUUUUGGAGACCGCUACUUUGGCACAGACGCGCCUCCCGACUGGAGUGACGAGGAAGACAUUCUGGACUCUUAGAAGCUCCUCUUUCUAAAGGAACAACUGAGAAGGGCAAGUGGGCUUCCGCACCCACACCUUAACCCGUUCCUCAAGAAAUCCCCAGACGUUUGCUAACGGUGAAGCACUCUGCAGCGUUGCUGUUUUUUUCCUUCCACGUUUUGCAUCGGAGGCUGAAGGCGUAUUUUUUAGGGAAAGGGGAGGGGGAGAGAGAAUGUAUCCUUGCUGUCUUUUUAUGUGUUCACGAGUGUUUCUGAGCCUAGAGGCAGUUUAUUUUAAUUUAAAAGAUUUAAUAUAACUUAUUUUAUUAAAAAAAUGCGUUUCGGCUAA
This is a messenger RNA of Elgaria multicarinata webbii, 2219 nucleotides long. It is a transcript of the gene UCKL1, whose product is annotated as uridine-cytidine kinase 1 like 1. Gene Ontology annotation, cellular component: cytoplasm. The transcript has 15 exons. The record is from RefSeq and is a predicted model, not a curated record. NCBI's taxonomy places the organism in Eukaryota, Metazoa, Chordata, Lepidosauria, Squamata, Anguidae. Gene Ontology annotation, molecular function: ATP binding; kinase activity. The coding region runs from base 306 to 1910 and encodes 534 amino acids.